Molecule: messenger RNA, 2623 nt
Organism: Lactuca sativa (garden lettuce)
Lineage: Eukaryota; Viridiplantae; Streptophyta; Magnoliopsida; Asterales; Asteraceae
Product: beta-amyrin synthase 1
Biological process (GO): triterpenoid biosynthetic process
Cellular component (GO): lipid droplet
Molecular function (GO): beta-amyrin synthase activity
Source: RefSeq, a predicted model, not a curated record
CACAUAUUAUUUUCUUUAAAUUUACCUUUUACAUUUGUAUCCUCUAUUUUAGUUUGAUUGGUCCAAAAUUUGAACUCGACUCAUAUAUAAACUUAUGGUCCCAACUCCCAAGCAAACAAGAUUAGGGAGGAAGACUUGAAAUAUAACGAUGUGGAGGUUGAGAAUCGGGCAAGGGGACAAAGAUGAUCCGUAUUUAUUCAGCACAAAUAAUUUCGUAGGAAGACAAAUAUGGGAGUUUGAUGAAAACUAUGUUGCGACUCCCGAAGAGUUGGAACAGGUUAAGCAAGCUCGUUGUUUUUUCUUCAACAACCGUCACAAGCAAAAACCAUGCGGAGAUUAUCUUUGGCGCUUUCAGUUUUUGAGGGAGAAAAACUUCAAACAAACGAUACCACGAGAGAUAGUUGUGGAGGAGAACGAGAUAAGUUAUGGCAUUGUAACCAAUACAUUAAAAAGGUCCGUUCGUUACUGGGCAGCUCUACAAGCAAGCGACGGCCACUGGCCAUCGGCAAACAACGGCUGCCAUUAUUUUAUGCCACCCAUCAUCAUGUGUUUGUAUAUAACAGGCCAUCUUGAUACAUUCUUCUUAGCAGAAGAUCGAAAAGAAAUCCUACGGUAUAUAUAUUAUCACCAGAAUGAAGACGGGGGAUGGGGAUUUCACAUAGAAGGUCACAGUAUCAUGUUUUGCACGACACUCAAUUACAUAUGUAUGCGAAUGCUCGGAGAAGGACCUGAUGGUGGCCAUGAGAAUGCAUGUUCUAGAGCUCGUAAAUGGAUUAUUGAUCAUGGCAGUGUCACUGCCAUCCCCUCAUGGGGAAAGACUUGGUUAUCGAUACUUGGGCUAUAUGAGUGGUCAGGAAGCAAUCCAAUGCCUCCGGAGUUUUGGCUUCUCCCAUCAUUUCUUCCCUUCUCUCCAGGAAACAUAUGGUGUUAUUGUCGGAUGGUUUAUAUGCCAAUGUCUUAUUUAUAUGGGAAGAGAUUCAUUGGUCCGAUCACUCCUUUAAUUCUGCAGUUGAGAAAAGAGCUUUAUUCUAUACCAUAUCAUGAAGUCAAAUGGACAAAAGUAAGACAUGCUUGUGCAAAGGAGGACAUUUAUUAUCCUCACCCCUGGCUACAAGAUCUAGCUUGGGACGCUAUAUAUGUAGCAGUGGAACCUAUCCUAACUCGUUGGCCAUUUAAGAACUUGAUUCGAGAAAAAGCACUUACAACAACAAUGAAACACAUCCAUUAUGAAGAUGAGAAUAGUCGUUACAUUACUAUUGGUUGUGUUGAAAAGGCAUUAUGUAUGCUUGCUUGUUGGGUGGAGGAUCCUAAUGGGGACUAUUUCAAGAAGCAUCUAACCAGAAUCCGUGAUAUGAUAUGGGUACAAGAAGAUGGCAUGACAGUUCAAAGUUUUGGUAGCCAACAUUGGGAUUCCGUUUUGAGUAUCCAUGCAUUAAUAGAUUGCAAUAUGGUUGAUGAAACUGGACCAACACUAGAGAAAGGACAUGAAUUCAUAAAACAUUCUCAGAUUAAAGACAACCCAUCUGGCGACUUCAGAAGCAUGUAUCGUCACAUUUCCAAAGGAGGUUGGACUUAUUCUGACCAAGAUCACGGAUGGCAACUUUCAGAUUGCACAGCUCAUGGGUUAAUGUGUUGCCUCCUUUUGGCAAAGAUGCCUCGAGAAAUUGUUGGAGAGAAGAUAAAAACCAAGCAUUUAUUUGACUCCAUAAAUUUACUACUUUCACUACAGUAUAAAAAUGGAGGUUUUUCAGGUUGGGAACCUGCAGGCUCUCCAAAAUGGUUGGAGAUGCUCAAUCCUUCUGAAAUGUUUGCAGACAUUAUGAUAGAAUAUCAAUACGUUGAGUGUACAUCGUCGGUGUUACAGGCAAUGAUACUGUUUCAAAAGUUAUAUCCUGAUCAUAGGACUCAAGAAGUUGCAAAAUGUAUUUCUAAUGCUGUUCGAUUUCUUGAAGAUACACAAUGGCCGGAUGGAUCAUGGUACAUUUGCUUUUGUGUGUAUGGAGAGUGGGGUGUGUGCUUCACAUAUGCUACAUGGUUUGCUACCAAAGGGUUAUUUGCAGCCGGAAAGACAUUUGACGAAUCUCCGACUAUCCGUAAGGCCACUGAGUUUUUACUAAAAAUUCAGCAAGAAGAUGGUGGCUGGGGAGAAAGUUACCGUUCUUGCCCUAACUUGGAAUUUACACCUUUAGAAGGAAAUCGGUCGCAUUCGGUGCAAACAUCAUGGUGCUUGAUGAGUUUAAUCUACUGUGGACAGGCAGAGAGGGACCCAACACCGAUUCAUCGUGGAGCAAAAUUUCUUAUUAACUCCCAAAUGGAAGAUGGUGAUUAUCCCCAAGAGGAAAUCACGGGGUCUUUCCGCAAGAAUUGUAUGUUACACUAUGCGUCUCACAGAAAUGUAUUUCCAAUAUGGGCUUUAACAGAAUAUCGAAAUCGGGUGUCAUUGUCUUCUAGAAGUAUCUAAUAAUGGGUAUGUGCUAAAGCAUAUGCAUAUCUAUGUAUGUAUGUAUGCGUGCUUUACCAACUGUGUUGUGGGAAAAGUAGUCAUACAUAAUAUAACCAUAUAUAAAUUCAUGUAUCUUCAACAAGUGUUCGUCAUUAUAUAUAACAUUAAUUUUGGAUGAUC